Messenger RNA from Effrenium voratum, 603 nucleotides. The record is from the annotation of a GenBank genome assembly. Lineage: Eukaryota; Dinophyceae; Suessiales; Symbiodiniaceae.
AUGGGCAAUGCUCGGCAGAAGCAGAGGAAGCACCAGGCGAACCAGGCGAAGCUUCAGCUUCUGACCGACGCCCUCAACCCAGGGGAAGCACUUCCAUGCUCAUUGGCCCCGCUCAAAGAGCAGCUGCUGCCGUGCGUGAAGCGCUUGCACAAGGCGCGGCUUCCGGUGAAUUACAGUGACGAUUACUUCCAAGAUGCGCUAAGCAGCCCCUGGUGUAUGACGGCUUCGCACCAGGGCAUACUUGUUGGAGCCCUCAUAUGCAAGGAGAUGGAGGGAGGGCUUCGUGUGCAGAGCCUGGUCGCAGAGGUGCCGCGCCGCGGCAUCGGCUCCAAGCUGCUGAAGGCUCUGGUGCAGAGGGCGCAGGCCAAGGGCAUCCUGGAGUUUUCCCUGCACGUCCACGUCAGGAACCAGGCAGCUAUCGCCUUGUACGACUCGAUGGGCUUCAGGACCUCAAUCACCAAGUCCAACUAUUAUCACCGCAGCGCUGCUACUUUGGAGGCACCCCUUGAUGCUCACUUCAUGGUCAAGACGCUCGCGGUCGAUGAGCCGAGUGGCGCACUCCCUGCAGUUACGGAGAUCUCCUCAGCAGAUGAAUCUGCGUGA